AUGGGUAAUGCGCUACUAAAUCAUUUUAUCUUUCGCCCACAUCCACCGAGUUAUGCAAAAAACAAUAAAAAUUUACAUUUUAUAAAAACAAAACAUGAAAGUAUUAUAUGCGGUUUUUAUUUAAACAAUCAUGCAGACAUGACAAUAUUGUUUAGUCAUGGUAAUGCAGAAGAUAUAGGUGAUAUUGUAGAAUAUUAUGAUAGAUAUUCUAAGUAUAUAAAAGUAAAUAUGUUUAUGUAUGACUAUAGUGGGUAUGGUCAUAGUACAGGAUAUCCUAAUGAAGAGCAUAUAUAUAAUGAUGUAGAAGCGGUAUAUGAUUAUAUGAUUACAUCAUUAUCUAUUCCAUCAGAAAAAAUAAUAGCAUAUGGUAGAAGUUUAGGUUCUACAGCCUCUGUACAUAUAGCUACAAAAAAAAAUAUAAAGGGUUUAAUACUUCAAUGCCCAAUAGCGUCAAUACAUCGAGUGAUGUUUCGAUUAAAACACACAUUACCCUAUGAUUUAUUUUGUAAUAUAGAUAAAAUACAUAAUGUUAACUGUCCUAUUUUAUUUAUACAUGGUAUGAAAGAUAGAGUGAUAUCAUAUCAUGGAACAAUGGACAUGCUUAAGAGAGUAAAAGUAAAUACAUAUUAUACGUUUAUUGAAGAAGCUGAUCAUAAUGAUAUAGAAAGAUUUUAUUUUAAGGAAUUGAAUUCAUCUAUAGUUACAUUUAUGUAUAUUUUAAAAACUAACACACGUUAUAUUGAUAAUAUUGUAAAUGACAUUUCAAAAUUAAGUAUUCACAAGUUAAGAAAUAAAUAUAUGUUAAAUAAUAAUGACGGUGUUAAAACGAAAUUAAAAGGUAUUAUGAGUGAAAUUCAAAAAUCCAAUCAUAAAACUAAACCUGAAAAUAAGCGUAAUAAUACAUUUUACCGAGUAAAUCUAAACCCAUCACAAACUUCAAAUAACGAAAAUGAUUAUAAUACAGUUAAAGAAAACCAAGAAAGUAGUAAAGAUGUAACUAAAAUUAGUAACGAGAACGAUCAUUAUUCAUCUGUGACAAGUAUCAGUACUAUAUUCGAACCAGAAGAAUGGAAAACUGAAGGAAUCCCGAAUAAAACAUUUUAUGAAAGUGAUGAUAUGAAUCUUGAAGACAUUUCAGAAUAUUUCUAUAAUAAUGUAUCCCUUCUACAUUUGUAUAAAGCUAAAAAAUGGGAGAAAAUUAUUAAUGAAAAUUAUAAUAAAAAUAGUAAACUGCAAUUUUGUAAAAAUAAAAUCAAUGACACAUCUCAAAAGGACAUAUGUAGAAAAUAUUAUACAGAAAAUUCCAAUAAUAACAAUUCGAAUGAAUGUACUAAAUAUAGGAAUAUAAACCAAAAUACAAAUAACAAUAAUUUUAUAAGGGUAAGUAACACUAGUAUAAAUGGAAGUAACACUAAUAAAAGUGGAAGUAACACUAGCAAAAGUGGAAGUAACACUAGCAAAAGUGGAAGUAACACUAGUAAAAGUGGAAGUAACACUAGUAAAAGUGGAAGUAACACUAGUAGAAGUGAAAGUAAAAUAAGAAAUAAUAAUGGUGAAAAUAAAAUAAUUUAUGGUGCUUCUGGCAACUUAGGCGUAAAUAGCAAUAGUAUUGCAUCGAAAAAGGGGGCAAACAGUGGAAGUUCCAGUUACAUAUAUAACCCAAAGAGAAGUAUAAAUGCAAAGAGCAAUUUAAAAAAUUAUAAUACACAAAGUUCAGAAAAAUUGAUCUCAAAUGGUGUAAGUAAUAGCAUAAGUUCUAUAAAAAGAGAUGAAUUAUCAAGCAGAGAAGGAAUAGCAAAUUUUUAUAAUAUAAAAAGCAAAUCAAAUAUAAGUAGUAACAUGUCUGUAACUAGCGAUAAGAAAAUCAUCGCUAAGGGGAAGCAAAGUAGAAAUAACAGUCACGAAAAGGGUGGAAGUAAUUCCAGCGGUAAUAUUAGUGGAAAUGGUGCGUCGAAUGAUAAUCUUAAAUGUUGUUUGAGUGAUAAUGUGAAUAAUAAUAAAAUUGAAAUAAAUAAAUUGAAGGGAAAAAUUCAAGUAAAUAAUAAUAACGUUAGUAAAUAUUAUGAAACUUCGAAUAAUGAAACAAAUUUUUUUGACAUUUCUCAAGAAAAUAAUACUUUGGAAUCUUCAAAUAAAAAACAGUAA
Plasmodium yoelii is the source of this 2145-nucleotide messenger RNA. Its product is annotated as alpha/beta hydrolase, putative. The transcript has a single exon. The record is from RefSeq and is a predicted model, not a curated record. Bases 1 to 2145 code for a protein of 714 amino acids. NCBI's taxonomy places the organism in Eukaryota, Apicomplexa, Aconoidasida, Haemosporida, Plasmodiidae.